Molecule: messenger RNA, 6391 nt
Organism: Paramuricea clavata
Lineage: Eukaryota; Metazoa; Cnidaria; Anthozoa; Malacalcyonacea; Plexauridae
Source: the annotation of a GenBank genome assembly
UUGCAGGGAACUACCAUGGUUUUAGUGAAGAGACUAUUACUAGCUUCUUAACAUCUGAAGAAGGUUAGUGUAACAUAGCUACUGCCUACCCAUAGUGUUAUAGUGAAAAAUGCACUGGAAAGCUUUUUGAAAAUCCAUAGAAGGUCAUAGAAUGGAAAUUGUAUGGACCUUUAUUGGAAAUAAAAUGGAUUUUGGUUAUCCAUAAUAAUUGUAUAUUUCCAUAGUAUGGAUAUAGUAUGGAAAUUGGAUGGUUAUACUAUGGAUUUAGUGGUGCAAUUGCAAAUUUCGUAGUAUGGAUUUCACUUUUUUCCAGUGUAUAUGGCUUUUCUUAAAGUGAUGUUUCCACGUUUGUUGUAAAUAUUCCCAUGCAAUUACGUUUCUAAAGUUGGAAUAUUUGGCGUGGAUCUUGCAAAGCUGAUUUGGACUAAGCUCACUGAACUGAACUAGUAAUCGAAGUACUGAACAUACAGUAAAUUUGUAAUUUGUAGUGUUUUGUAUAGGUAAUAGCAUGGUUUCGAGUGCAAUUUGGAUAUAACGUGCACGAGUGAGUUUUUCAAAGACCUCAAAAUAGCACGAGUCCGAAGGACGAGUGCUACUUGACAUCUUUGAAAAACUCACGAGUGCAUGUUUAUCCAAAUUUCACGAUAAACUAUGCUAUUACUUAUUAAUAAUUUACAUAAAAGUGUUCGAGACAAUUGUAGUUUUAACUUGCGUGUUUAUAGCGAACAUUCCACUGGCAAAGUUUUCCUGGCUUUGUUAUAUCACAUUAUACAACGCUAACAGCUUGAAAAUUUCACUUAAAGGGGCAGUAUCAUCAAAAUUUUUAUUCUCUUAAACCAAAGCUUAAACGAAAGUGCUCGUAAAACUGUAUAAUAACUUGUUUUGAAGAUUUUGGUUUCCAUGCUUAGUUUGUAACCAUGUGACGUCAUCAACUCAAUUACAUAUAUAAUGAGAUAUCAGUAAUUGUUGUGUAUCUUUGCUAUUUUUAUCAAAAUAUUUCGAAAGAUGCCGCGCGUUUGUUAAUUUAACCUGCAUCAUUAUAAGCAUACUGUGUUUUUUAACAAAUCGAUCAAAAAUAGCAAAGAUACACAACAAUUACUGAUAUCUCAUUAUAUAUGUAAUUGAGUAGAUGACGUCACAUGGUUACAAACAAAAGAAAUAUCUCAAGCAUGGAAACCAAAAUCUUCAAAACAAGUUAUUGUACAGUUUUACGAGCACUUUCGUUUAAGCUUUGGUUCAAGAGAAUAAAAAUUUUGAUGAUACUGCCCCUUUAAGAUAAAAUAAUGCUUUUCCAUUUAAAAAUAAAAUAAAAGCCAUAUUUUCCACGCGAUGACGACUUUUACUUUGUGUAGGGGCGCCAUGUUUGAUUUGUUUUGAAGUAAUCUGUGACCGUUACUUCUUUAAAACUAAAUUGCUUUAAACUGAUUGGUUGAUUUAAUCAUUACAAUGUUUUUCAUGCACCAUUUUCAUGUGCAUUUUCGCACUGUGAUUACAGAAAAUUGCACUGUGAUUACAAAAAAUUGCACUGUGAUCACAGAAAAUUGCACUAUGAUUACAGAAAAUUGCAAAAUCCACUAGGCAUUGUUAUUACUAAAUAGUUUCGUACCACAAGAUGUGGCACUCUAUUUAGGUCAAUUUAUCUGAAGAGUGCCACAUCUUGUGGUACAAAACUAUAUUUAGUAAUAAAGAUGCCUAGAGGAUUUUGUUGAUUGCAUGUUGUACUUAAUUUAAGUAUGCUCUGGUUUUCCAUUGAGCACUUUACCAAAAGUGCACUGGAAACGUUGCCUGCAGCAAAAAAUGCAGAAAUUAAACAUAAGUAGAAACCUAAGUGCUUACUUAGGUUUCUAAGGAUUAUCUAAAACGAGAAGAUAUUUCGUAAAUGUUUUAGAUACAACCUAGCCAAUGUUUACCGUCUUUUCUCUAGCUACUCCGCUUUAAUAUGAUAGGCGUAAUAACCCACCCCCUCGCAUUCACGACAAAACAUUUUGAAACUCUGUUUCGAGUGCUUUUAUCAGUAAGAGUAAAUGUAUAAAAUAGUCGAAACGUCAUUCCUCACACACUCGAUCAAAAUCUACUUUUAAUAUUUAAACGAAACCUUUCAUUUUAUACACACUUUAGCUCCAAGUGGUCCUCCUUUAAACAUCAAAACCACAUCAAGAAGUGCAUCAUCAUUGUCAUUUAUUUGGGAUCCUCCUGAGAAAACUAAACAAAAUGGCGUCAUUAUCAGCUACACAGCGUGUGUUUCACACUCGAUAAUUGGCCAAUGCUUCCAGACAUUUAUUACCAGAAAAAAAGAGUGGCUUGUUGGAAAUUGCAAUGCAUCAACAAAAUAUUAUGUUCGUGUUCUUGCAAACACUAAAGUUGGCCAUGGAAACUUCAGUGAAAGUAAAGGGUUUUUUACGAACGGAAGUGAGUUACAUGAUAUAUUUAUCAAUAUUAUGUUUGCGAUGCUGAUGAAAAUCAGUUCUGUUCAGAAUUUCUCAUUUGGUAUUUAACUCAAUAUUUUAUGCCCUGUGAUUCGUUUAAUACCGCUCACUGUUUUAGUUGCGGUUAUAUAAUGACAAGUGUAUAGCUUGGUAAUGGAUAGUCGAUACUUAUCAUUUAUAGACCCGGAGCGAGGGGGAUUCGGCGUAAUAUUUUCCGAAGUGAUGAUAUUUUCCGAGGGGCUUUGCCCCGAGGAAAAUAUCAUCACUGAGGGAAAUAUCGCCGAAUCCCCCGAGCGGAGGGUCUAUAAAUGAUAUAUUAUACCGAAAGUUAAAGAACUCACUAAGAGUCUAUCAAGUUCAGAAUAAACUUUAAAACUUGCUGAAUAUUAAUAACUACGCGAAUACAAUUUUUAAUUUCUUAUCUAUACCUGAGUUUUUGACGUUUUCUCCUUAAAAUAUUUGAGCAAGUAUCCUUUGGAUCGUUGAAAGUAACAUACGUGUUGAAAUAUUUGGUUUACUUAAUAUUAAAAUCUUCUGUAGUUCUGUACGAGCUCGCGAACGCCAUAUUGUUUCAGAAUUCAGAGCGUGGUGUCCACGCGUCGCGCGUGAGCGUGGGAUACUAUAAUAUCCCACGGUGGAUCUGCCGUGGGAUAUUAUAGUAUCCCACGCUGGAUUGCGAAAUCAUGAAUUUGAGUGAAAUACCGUAAAAAAUCACACUACCACGUGGUACAAAUGCUGUUUUUUCAUUGGACAAUUUGAAUUUGAGGUAUAAUAUUAUUUAAUAAUUCAUGAAGAAUAUCCAAAAGGAAAGAAUGUUUAAUUAAUCAGUAUCUGUAAAUUGGUUAAUAAUAUUUGUUGGUUAAGAGCUGUGUCUUGAUUGUACAUUAACGCCAAAUCUUAGCAAAUUAGCAAAAUGUAACAAACAUUUUCCAAAUUUUCCAUAAACAUCUUACGGAAAGCUUAGCCCACAAAACGGAAAGGAAAUUUCAGCCUUGCGCCAAACUCCUGCUUUGGCUAAAAUGACUUGGUCACGACAGCUGCAAUCAAAUCAGUCCAUGCAUUAAUUAGUCAAUUUGCAAAAUUAGCCUACUGCAUGGGUAUUUACACGCAUAGUCCGCUCGACUGACUUCAUUCUUUGAUUUCUUUUGAACUUUAUCCCGUUUUACAGUUACGUAAUGUGUGACGUUUCUGCCGGCUUUCAAAAGGGUACCCGGACAUUUUGCCGAAAGACACUUUGCCGAAAGACAUUUUGCCGAAAGACAUUUUGCCGAACGGACAUUUUGCCGACGGACGUUUUGCCGAACGGACGUUUUGCCGAACGGACGUUUUGCCGAACGGACGUUUUGCCGAACGGACAUUUUGCCGAACUGAGGACAACUUGCCGAAAAUAGAGAUGUUCUUUCGUCAAAAUGUUUGGGACUGUGCCUCAUUUCUCAACUUUGAAAUUCUCAACCAUUGGCAUUGUGUAAAGUAAACAUUAUAUGGUAUUAGCAAUGCAUAAUGGGUCAUUAGCAGUGCAUAAUUUGUCGUUAGCAGUGCAUAAUCAUAUUGCGUAAGCAAAUUGAAAGAAUAUAAACCAAAACUAUACUUCGCUAUCUAAGUUUCUGUCAUCAAAAUCGACAAUGAAUUUAAUCACAGAAACCAAAACCUUGUAAGUGAACCUUUAAAGUUCAGUCGUCCGUCCGUUCGUCAAACUGUCCUUUCGGCAAAAUGUCCGUUCGGCAAAACGUCCGUUCGGCAGAACGUCCGUCGGCAAAAUGUCCGUUCGGCAAAAUGUCUUUCGGCAAAAUAUCUCUCGGCAAAAUGUCUUUCGGCAAAGUGUCUUUCGGCAAAAUGUCCGGCCACCUUCAAAAGAGUGAAAUCGAGGAAAUGCGUGUGUGAUGCGAAAACGGUGACGUUGUGUAUGGACAGUGAUAUUAUUCCACGUUUCGACUACAUUUUAGUCAUGAUUAAGAAUAAUAAAAUUACUACGUAUUAUAGGUAUGGAAGGACUAUAUAAGGCCGUUAGCACCUGUUGAAAAGCAAAUAAGAUAAUAUAUAUACAUGCUAUACGUAAUAGGCUUGGACAUUUGCUGUAGGGUUGGUUAAUUCCACUACAUUUUUUUUAUAUAAUCAAAUUAUUCACAUGAUGAAAUAUUUAUAAAUUUCAGAACUGUCGCUUGUUGAGUAUUCGUUUACCCUAUAUUGUAAGCGGUUCCCACAAUUUCUCGUACAUAUAAUGCAAUGUUUCAGUAAUACUGCGUGCAAAUGGUUUAACAAAUUGCAUGUGAACCUGAGACAACUGAAAUUAUUGAUUGUUUUUAACCAAUUUUGUUUUACAGUGCCGGAACAUUGUGACAACGCGAAAACAAAACUACAUCAUCGCUCACUUUUGAAAAACGUAAAAUACACACAGCCCUAGAUUUAAUAAUGAGUUCUACAUUUUAAUACAUCCAUAUCUUUUUACAGGAGCAAUAGAGAAGGCCAGAGCUAAAACAUCGAGUACACUUACAUUUUUACUAGAAAUUCCGUCAGCAGCGUUUCUGUAAGUAUAUUUGACUUUCUGAUAUACCCUCGCAGAUAACAAGCGGGGGGGGGGGGGGGUAUUUCCUACCAAUCACAACAUUCGUAUUCAUUUUCUCUCUGGACCAAUCAGAUUGCGUGAAUUCUAGAUCACUGACAUAUACUUGUUCUGUUUCUCCAAAAAGAAUACCUUGUCAUGCAAAUAUUACAUUACUAGCUUAGGCUGCCUCAUUUUGAAGCAAAGUACAAUUAAACUUAGUAUAUCAAGCAAGCAAUUUAAGGCAAUGCAGUUUUGGUGCCAGUUUCAUAUAGCACCCAUAGAUAAUUAACGGUAAUUAUGUUACAAUUGUAUGGUUUGUAACUCGGCAGCAAAGUAACGAAGUAACUUUGUUGGUCAUGAAAUCAUGCACCCAUAAUUUAUCAAAUUCUCGUUAUAUACAUUUCUUAAACAUCUGGUAUCUAAUUGGAAUUUAUUAUCACGGAGAGAAUUCCAAACUAUUGAAAUAUCAUCCAAUUCUUGACUAUCUUGUUACCUUGUGUGGAGAUAAAGAAUAUUAUUCAACAGUCAUAUUUUGUUAUGGAAAAAUACGUGUUAUUAAGUGAGUAUAUUUCGGGAACUUCGUAUUAGAAGUACUAUAGAAGUGUUCAUUGGUUUCGCCCAUAUAGGCUAGAUUUACUUAUAAACAAAGUAAAGCUAUAGUGGUCGACUAGAAACCUAUAUAUAAAAUAAUUUUGAAUUAAGACCCCUAGUGUAAUUUCCCAACUAAAAUAUCAAGGUUGGCAUUUCUUUUCUUCUAUAACAUUUUAACUUAGUCUAUAUAUUAAAUACCCAUGCCGCAAUUUAGGCUAAGUAAUUAUUUGGAAGCUUAGUGCAAGAUUUGUCCGUUUUGGAAGCCACAUGUCAAUGCAAUCAAUUUCAUGCAAAAUUAAAUGGUAUUCCAAAAGUCUCAGUGGCAGAUUUAAAAAAAUAUUUUUCCCUUUUGAAAUACACAACAUUUCCAGCAGCAAUUAAUACGAAUUCAUUCAAUCUGAUUCGUCCAUGGCUCAUUAUAGAUGAAAAUGUAAACAAAUGUAUAUAAUGAUUGGUUAGUGGAAAACAAUUUCCCUAUUCUCCCGUAGAUAAAUAUUUUGUAUGUUUCGUUAUUAAGAAGGCAAUUGCAAAUGUUUAUUUAUAUAGAUAUUUGUACGUGGUGGCUUUGAAAUUAGAAGAUAGCAUAGAGCCUCCGGCUUCAUCUGACAGUUACGAGAACAAUUAUUUGGUGACAUACGCUGAGGCAAAAAAUUUGACAAAGACGAAACCUUAUAUUGCUGCAGUAGUUACAUCCAGUGAUGUUGAUAGAAGCAUUUUUAUACUUGGUGAUGGCAGUAAUACAAAUGAACGAACUUCAAGACUUGGAUCAACUGCGAGGGAUUAUUUUAAUGGUCCGUUGGAGCCUGCCACCAAUUAUAUUAUUUUGGGAUAA